This is a messenger RNA of Aspergillus uvarum CBS 121591, 685 nucleotides long. RefSeq lists its product as uncharacterized. The record is from RefSeq and is a predicted model, not a curated record. NCBI's taxonomy places the organism in Eukaryota, Fungi, Ascomycota, Eurotiomycetes, Eurotiales, Aspergillaceae. Bases 145 to 564 code for a protein of 139 amino acids. The transcript is spliced from 2 exons.
UGUGAAAUCACGCAACCGCGUUAACAACCAUUGCGACCAUUGCACCCCGCACGCUUAGAUUAAUCCUGCAGGCACUUCAUCUGCAGGAGCCGGCGGAUGACACCCUGAACUCCGCCCCUAAAAUAUUGGCAAAUAUUGGCUUCAAUGCCCCUCGGGUGGACACGCCAUUGCCAAGGUAUUCAGCACCGACCGGGUCACCAAGGGGCUGCAAUUCUUCUCUGCAUCUCCUAUCUCUCUGUCCUCGAAGUCAGCUCGAUAAACAGCUGCAAAUCCGCGCAUAGUGUCUUGGUUGAUCGGAAGACAUGGCGAGUAUGCCGUUGGCAUGCGCAUGCAUUAAUUUCGGGGAAGUCGGGGUCAACGGGGUCAACCUCACGUCAAUGGCGCAAUGGAUGUGGUGAUCAUAUUGAAGGUAAUGAACCUGCAGAACUCUUCAAGGCAUCGCGUUGGUCCACCGGAGUCCGAUGCAUGUCGACAUCUUCUACCGCGGCGUUGCGAUCGCGAACAGUCUCAACUGGUGAUUCUGGUCUUCUCAAGACUCAUCGUGCGAUGACCAGGAUACAAUGAGGUGAAAUGAUGCGAUGAGGAUAUCUCUCAGAACAAGGACGAGGACGAGGACGAGGAUGAGGAGGGAGGAGGGAGGGCUCGUUCUGGGAAGCAUAAAUACUUGGUGAAUUGCCCUUCCGAA